Oryzias latipes (Japanese medaka) is the source of this 2265-nucleotide messenger RNA. RefSeq lists its product as uncharacterized. NCBI's taxonomy places the organism in Eukaryota, Metazoa, Chordata, Actinopteri, Beloniformes, Adrianichthyidae. Gene Ontology annotation, molecular function: adenylate cyclase activity; peptide receptor activity; guanylate cyclase activity. Gene Ontology annotation, cellular component: plasma membrane. The record is from RefSeq and is a predicted model, not a curated record. Gene Ontology annotation, biological process: receptor guanylyl cyclase signaling pathway; cGMP biosynthetic process; intracellular signal transduction.
AUGAAGGCGCAGCGCCUCCCGGCCGGGACCAUACCCUCUGCCUCCCUGAAGAGGAGUCUCCUGAGGAGGAGGAGGAGGAGGAGGAAGGUGGCUCCAUCUCCCCAGGAUCCUGACGACGACUGUGAGCUGUGCAGAUGCUCCAUGUUCUCUCAGUCUGGAAGCAGUCGCACUGUCCAGCGGAUCCUGACGGCCUGCCUGCUCUCCUCCUUGGCGUUACUCGGCUUCGUCUCCACAGACCUCACCUCCAGCUUCAGUUUGCUGCACAGCACAGAGGAAGCCUAUGACGAGCUGACCUCUUGCAGGACAAGAGCACUUCUUCAUAUUGUCACAAAGCUUCAAAACAUGAGACAUCUGUUUGCCCAAGACAUGACCAAUGAGACGCUGGGCGAAGGUUUGACAUCGUUUGACCUUCUCUGUGAUGAAAUGGCAGCUCAGCGUGACGGCCACGGCCUUGCUUGCAGGCCUGAGUUGACUGGAUCUUGCCAGGAAAUGAGUAAAAGGACGGAAGCGUUUCUCAGUGAUUCAUUUGAUGGAGGCAGUUCAGGAGCAAAGAGAAGCACUGCCUUCACUCUGGCCAUAGAGAGACUCCUUAACGUCUGGGAAACUGUGGAACACUCCGUGGUGACGGUCAAACAGAACUCUAACUGGAGAUAUGUUCUGUCUGCAAGGCUUCUGGUGACGUUCACGGAGCUCAAUCACCAGCUGAUGCUCUUCCACAACACAACAACCAGCCACAGUCUUCAUCGCAGGUGGACCCACACCCUGAGCUACCUGAGCUUCGCCAGAGUCUUGACAGAACAGCUCAAUCAAUGCUGGUUGGAACACAUUGACCUUAGUAGAAACUCAAGCUUGAAUGUGAAAAGUUCUUCUGUCUUUGAUACCAGUCUGUGGCAGAUAUCUGGAUCAACACCUGAGCUUCUGUCUGGGUCUCUCAGAGGAAUUCAGACUCUGAGGAACACUCAGAAGUGCCUGUUUGACCGCGCGGCGUCCAAUCUCAGGUUGACGUCUCGAUCCAUAUCUUCAAGCCUCAGCAUGAGGAUCUGCCUGCUGGCCAUAGCUUGUCUCAUCUACCCUGUAGUGAUGGUCUCCUUCAAGCAGAUGAUAGACUGGAUACAAAACUACGCACAGACUUUGAAAGAGAAGACUGAGGACCUAAAGCACCAGAGGCAGCUGGCUGAAGACCUCCUGCACCAAAUGCUGCCAAAGUCAGUUGCCAGGCAGCUUCGCAGGCAUAAACACGUUGAAGCAGAGAGCUAUGAAAGGGUGACCAUAUUCUUCUCAGACAUUGUAGGUUUCACCUCUAUCUCUGCAUCCUGUACUCCUUUGCAAGUGGUGGAGAUGCUCAACAACCUGUACAUGUGUUUUGACACCCGCAUCGAGUCGUAUGAUGUAUACAAGGUGGAGACAAUUGGGGAUGCCUACAUGGUGGUGAGCGGCCUGCCUGAGAGAAACGGAGACAAACACGCAGAUGAGAUUGCCAAGAUGGCGCUGGAUCUCGUGGCUGCCGUGAGACAGGUCACCAUCCCACACAUGCCCAAGGAGAGGCUCCAGCUCAGAGCUGGCAUCCACACGGGCCCUUGUGUAGCAGGAAUAGUGGGUUACAAGAUGCCAAGAUACUGUCUAUUUGGAGACACCGUCAACACGGCCUCUAGGAUGGAGUCCACCAGCCUGCCUCAGAAAAUCCACACCAGCUCAGAGACGUAUUUGGCUCUGAUCAAAGACAAUGCCUACGAACUGCAGCUGCGUGGUGAGAUUGAGGUCAAGGGUAAAGGCAAAAUGAACACCUAUUGGCUGGUGGGCCAUAAGAACUACAGCGUGCAGAACGACAGCUUGGUGUGUCACUGGAAUCCCAGCAUGGCCAGGAAGAAGAAGCCGGUGGCCGGCAGCCUGGUCUCUGUGGGCAAUAGUCUUGGUGACAACAGCGCCACCCCGCUCUCCCUUUCCCCCUCUGCACUGACUCAGACCCCGCAGCUGGACCGGCCGGCUCUCAGCGUCGCAGCUCAAAUGGAGACGUACGGCGGCAGCUACGGCACACUGGGCUCCAUGACCGGGGGGCUGCAGGGUGGGGAUGAAAGCCCUCUUCCGGGCCAACGUGGAGGCGGACUCAAACCUGACCUGCUGCCUGGCUCCAACCAGCUCAUGUGAAAAACAGGAGACUCCGGAGGAGGUCAGCCGAGGACAGGAUCAACAAGUCAUCUGCUGUAGAUCUGACUUGUACUUAUAUGUGAAGAUAUUUCUAAAUAAAACUUGUUGUUUUAAGUUGUA